Messenger RNA from Magallana angulata, 1845 nucleotides. RefSeq names its product flavin-containing monooxygenase 5-like. The record is from RefSeq and is a predicted model, not a curated record. NCBI's taxonomy places the organism in Eukaryota, Metazoa, Mollusca, Bivalvia, Ostreida, Ostreidae. Bases 83 to 1720 code for a protein of 545 amino acids. Gene Ontology annotation, molecular function: flavin adenine dinucleotide binding; NADP binding; N,N-dimethylaniline monooxygenase activity. The transcript has 2 exons.
UCUGAAAAGAUACUAAGUAUUUUUUUUUUUUACACAAGACGGUUUGAUUGUUGCAAUUUUCUGCAAACAAGGGGAUUCAUUCAUGGAGAAAACGCGUACAGUUUGCAUAAUAGGCGCCGGCGUCGCAGGCCUAGCUGCCAUUAAACACUCCCUGGAAGAAGGAUUAGUCCCAAUCUGCUUUGAAAAAGACUCGGAUUUGGGAGGGAUCUGGAACUAUCACGACGUUCCCAAAAAUGGCGACCCCAGUUUGUACAAAUCCUGCUGCAUCAACACGAGCAAAGCGAUGACGUGCUACAGCGAUUUUCCGAUCCCAAAGGAAUUCCCAAACUUCAUGCACCAUCGGUUCUUUAAAAAAUACUUGGAUUUAUACGCCCAAAAUUUCAGUCUGCGGGACCACAUUCAUUUCGGGCAUUGCGUAGAGGAAGUGAAAAAAGCAGACGACUUUCCAGAUUCGGGAGACUGGAUCGUUACUGUACGGAAACUUAAGACAGAACAUGUAGAUACGAAAAGGGUUAAUUACGUCAUCGUGGCUAACGGCCACCUUUACCGACCAAAUGUACCAAAAUGUCCGGGGCUAGACAAAUUUGCCGGAAAAGUAAUUCACACUCACGAUUACAAAGACUUCAAGGAUUUUGUUGGAAAGGAAGUUCUGGUUGUUGGCGUUGGGAACUCGGCAUGUGAUGUAGCGUGUGAAAUAAGUCGACACGCCGAACAGGUUUACAUCAGUACAAGAAAGGGGACAUUUAUAGUACAGAGGGUGGCCGAUUUUGGGCGCCCUCUAGAUCAAGUGGCGGUCACCCGAUUCUCCCAGUCACUACCAUCAAACUACAUGCGGCCAUUAAAAUUCAAAAUGUUCAACAAACGAUACGACCUGUCCAAGUAUGGAUUGGCUCCAAAUGGACCGUUCCGGAUGACUGCCAUCGCAAUCACGGACGAGUUACCUGAUCGUAUAAUGCUUGGGACGAUUACCGUAAAAACUGACGUAGAGCGCUUCACGGAACAUGACGUCAUAUUUACCGACGGGACCACAGUUAAAGAUAUCGACGCUGUUGUAUUUGGUACCGGAUAUCUGCACGAUUUUCCGUUCCUUGAGGAUGGCGUGAUAAGAAUUGAGAACCAAUUUCCUUUCUUGUAUGACCAUAUUUGGCCCGUUUCCCUGGAACCAUCAACGUUGGCUGUAGUAGGGUUAGUUCAACCUUUCGGUGCUCUUCCAGCCAUUUUGGAGAUGCAGACACGGUGGGUAACUCGAGUAUUUGCUGGUCAUUGUAACUUACCGUCUGCUUCGAAGAGAAGACAAGAAGUAGAAGAGAGGCUUUUGAUGAUCAAAGGAAAUUCCGACUUGUCCCCCAGACACUUCAUUGUCAUCCACGCAUUGCGUUACAUGGAUAAGCUCGCGGAUUAUAUUGGAUGCAAACCAAAUCUCACGAAACUUUUUUUCACAGACAAUGCUUUUUGGAGAAAAUUGGUUUUUGGACCGUGUACACCCCAACAAUGGCGAUUGGAAGGACCAGGGAAAUGGGAUGGCGCAAGAGCUGCCAUUGAAAAUGUGGAAAAGAACAUGUGGUUUCCCAUGAAAACUCGCACUGCGGGAGUCGAUCUGACCAAAGGACUUUACAAAGAGUGGAUAGACUUGUUGAAAAACGUGGCUUGUGUCUUUGCGAUAGUUGGAAUUUUGAUAUACUUGAUAUCCAACAGAGUUAUAUGGAAAUUCAAUUACUAGACUAAGAGUAACUGAAAAUAUCCCAUUAUAUCCCAAACUAAAGUGACAGAAAAACUGUUACCUUUAAACAUAAUUUGUUGUUCAAUAUCAUAUCGAGGAUAUAUAAAUGUUUUAUAGAGAUUCAA